This is a messenger RNA of Rana temporaria (common frog), 1747 nucleotides long. RefSeq names its product phosphatidylinositol transfer protein beta (gene PITPNB). Bases 102 to 917 code for a protein of 271 amino acids. Gene Ontology annotation, molecular function: phosphatidylinositol binding; phosphatidylcholine binding; phosphatidylcholine intramembrane carrier activity. The record is from RefSeq and is a predicted model, not a curated record. Gene Ontology annotation, biological process: phospholipid transport. Lineage: Eukaryota; Metazoa; Chordata; Amphibia; Anura; Ranidae. Gene Ontology annotation, cellular component: cytoplasm. The transcript has 12 exons.
UCCGUGCGCUGGGAGGGCGUGUGCCGGCGCAGCGUCCGCUCUCCCGGAAAGCGUCGUGUGACGUCGGUGCCGCACAGGAGCUGCGGCGGUCGCUGCGGAGAAUGGUGUUAAUCAAGGAAUUUCGAGUAGUUUUGCCAUGCUCCGUAGAAGAGUAUCAGGUUGGUCAGCUUUAUUCUGUGGCUGAAGCUAGCAAAAAUGAAACUGGUGGGGGGGAAGGUAUUGAGGUCUUGAAGAACGAGCCAUAUGAAAAAGAUGGAGAAAAAGGUCAAUAUACACACAAAAUCUACCACUUGAAAAGUAAAGUUCCUGGUUUUGUAAAGAUGUUUGCUCCAGAUGGAUCCCUGGUGUUUCAUGAAAAAGCAUGGAAUGCUUAUCCUUACUGUAGAACAAUUGUAACGAAUGAAUAUAUGAAAGAAGACUUCUUCAUUAAAAUUGAAACUUGGCACAAACCAGACAUGGGGACACAAGAAAAUGUCCAUUGUCUAGAUCCCAAUGUGUGGAAAACUGUUGAAGUGGUCCAUAUUGAUAUUGCUGACCGAAACCAAGUAGAACAUGGAGAUUACAAAGCAGAUGAAGACCCUGCGCUGUUUCAGUCUAUUAAAACAAAAAGGGGACCCCUGGGACCUAAUUGGAAGAAGGAAUUGGCCAACUCUGAGGACUGUCCACGCAUGUGUGCUUAUAAACUAGUAACAAUAAAGUUUAGAUGGUGGGGGCUUCAAAAUAAAAUAGAAAAUUUUAUUCAGAAGCAAGAAAAACGAAUAUUCACAAACUUUCAUCGUCAGUUGUUCUGUUGGAUUGACAAGUGGAUUGACCUAACAAUGGAAGACAUAAGAAGGAUGGAGGAUGAAACACAAAAGGAAUUAGAAGCAAUACGUAAGAAGGGUGCCGUUCGAGGCACAUCUGCUGCAGAUGUCUAAGAAAGCCUGCUCUUUAGUCUCAGAGGCAGUAUUAAUGUGUCUACGCAACCAAGGUCAAGUAAGAGGAACAAGUGCUGCCCACGAUGAAUGAAGAUGGACCCGACCAAACCGCAUGCAGAUUUCUUUUUUCCUUUAUACCUGUGUUUAUAUAUCUAUAAGUUUGUAGCUAUAUAAACAUAUUCUGAACAUUAACUUAUGUAUACUGUACCUGACAUGAGCAAAAACAAAAUGUAAAGGUGAAUGUGUACUGUACAUAAAGUUUACAAACCUUUCUGAAUGUCACUAAAAUUGUAAAAUUGUGGGCGGCUGACACCCAGAUAAUAUUUUUGUACUAUAUGUUUUGCUUUUAAUAUUUUGUUUUAGCAUCACAAAAAGAUAUCCCAAUGUUCAAUGGUUGUUUUACUAUUUAAAAUGUUUUCCAUUUAGUGGAAGGGGUAAAAUGAGUGUAUUGCUUGACUAUCGAUCACUGCUGUCGCCUUCUGGUUCCCUUUGAUCCACUGAUUUGAUGCCUCAUACAAAGAACUUCCAGGUCCAAUCAUCUUGCAGCUCCCAUUCCUGAGUCUCAGGCCUUUGACAUUCAAUAGAAAGUCUCCAACACCUAGGCAAAGGGAUUUGCAGGACUUUGGAAUCCAGAUGUGGAGACCAGUGGAUUGGUGGGUAAGGGCGCACUGGUGAUUGGCACUGACACUGUACCCUCUUCUCACCCAUUGUACUCAUGUUCAUUCAGAGGACAUAAAUGCUGCUGCUAUGAAUGUCAUGUAGGGCUUCUUUUGUCCUGUACUGGUAUAUAUAAUGUUUCAACCUACACUAAUGGUGACCAUGUUUUCAAG